Molecule: messenger RNA, 2271 nt
Organism: Suillus clintonianus
Lineage: Eukaryota; Fungi; Basidiomycota; Agaricomycetes; Boletales; Suillaceae
Product: SET domain-containing protein
Exons: 15
Coding region: 88-2022 (644 amino acids)
Biological process (GO): chromatin remodeling
Molecular function (GO): histone methyltransferase activity; protein binding
Source: RefSeq, a predicted model, not a curated record
CAACUACAAACAUCGUGAUAGACUCGACCAAGUCCACAACACAAGUUCCUAAACUACUGGUAACACUGUUGCACUCUUUUUUUCGAUAUGGAACCGAUACUGUUGAUCGAUGGAACGGAAGAGGGCGAUUUAUCCAACCUCAGGCCUCAGUCAUCCGAAUAUACGUCUGCCGAGCUGCGGGAGCUGGGCUUGCGAUUCUACAAAGAAGUCUGGAAAGAAUUUUACGAAUGGGAACCUAGGGAGUGCCAACAAAUCAUCGACGAUUUCGCUGGCAAAAAACAAGUUCCUGGAGAAAGGGAAAAAUAUGACAAGAUGAUAGAUCAGCUAUUCGACCCGGCCCUUCAGGACUCGGAGAUGCAAAUCGACUUGGAGAACCCAAACCAACCUUCGCUGGUAGUGACCCAGUACGAUGUCGAUGGUCGAGGUAUAUCAUACACAUUAGAGGUGGAGGAGGUCUCCGUCGAUACUACUUUUGAGGCCCAUCCUCCUUACGAGUCUUGUCCACCAAUCAAUCAAAGCAUUCGCUCUGACUCGCGCGAGACAGCUGCCUUCAUUCCGUAUGGCGACGAGGAGGACUUCCCUGUCAUGGAUUAUCUAGACAGCUUUCAGUCCUUCGCGUGGCAAGAAGACUUUGAUCCAGAUUUGGAAAUGAUCCAAAUCGAAACUGUCCGCCGACUAAACAACAUGUACGAUAUCUCAAUAAAGGACAUGGAACGGAUGCACAUUUUUUCGAAACCACUGCGUCAAACGUACAACCUGGGUCUUCUUUGGGAGAUAUCCCAGCGAGAUUUCCUCCGCUGGCCUGGUGGAACCGAGGAUGAUAUUGAGGGGGCUACCGUCGAGCCUGCAGCUGAUGAUCUCAGUAGAAGGUUGUCAUCCGUUCUUGCGACAUUUUGUCCAAAUCUUAAUUGUUUGCGUACUCUGUGCACGACGCAUACACAUCCUCAAUCUGGGUCGUUCGGAGGUGGUAAACCCAAGAUGACCAGUCAAAGCAUGCGACUCAGCGAAGGAGAGCCCUGCGGUGAAGAAUGUUUCCGUCUAGUAGACGAAUCUUACAUGGAUAAAUUCUUCUGGGAGAAUGAAUCCGAUCUAGAGACAUUGAGAACAAUUUUAUCAAUCUCACCCGAUCUAUUCCCCUGCUACCUUGCAGAUCUCUGCUUCAAACCUUGCCGAGAAGUCUUUGUUCAACGAUCUCACAUAUUUCCUGAUAAUAUGGUGUAUGAUGAUGACCCUGCAGAUGAUGAGGAAAUCCACGCACGGAACAACGAAACAGGGAGAAAAGCCCGAAAUCAUCCUCUCGUUUUUGAGGGAAAGAAAGAUCAUGCAGCAUUCGUCUCCCUCGAGCCUUGCAAUCAUAAGGGUCCCUGUGAAAAGGAGCAGUGCGAAUGCUCCCGCCAGAGACGAUACUGCCAACUAGCUUGCCGGUGCGGUAUAGAAUGUAUUCGUCAGUAUCCCGGUUGCAAGUGCAAAUCAUGCCAAUUAAGGUGUCCGUGCUAUCUCAAUGAUCGAGAAUGUAUGCCCGGGAUAUGCGAUGGUUGCGAUGCAAGAGGCUCAACCGACAUGCCGUGUGAUAACACAAAGCUUCAGCGAAAUGAUGUCAAGGCGGUCGAGAUCAGGCGGGCUGAACAUGGCCUGGGAGCUUUCGCGGUGCAAAACCUUAGGACUGGCGAUUUCAUCGGAGACUACGUCGGUAUGCUCUUAACGGGAGGCGACAUCGACGAUCUAGAGCCUGUUACCAAAUACAGCGGUCGUAAUUAUUUUUUCGAGUUCUCAAAAGAGAAUAGGCAGGAGAUGCUUGAUGCUGGCCCAGUCGGAAAUGCGACCCGUUUCCUGAACCAUGCGGCCCCGAAAGAUGCCAACUGUGAAGCACGAGUUCUUCUUGUCAAUGGGGAGCAUCACAUCGGAUUUUACACCACUAAAAAAGUAGCUCGUGGAGAGGAACUUUUCUUGUGGUACGGUGAUAUUUACUGGCCGAAAGAUCUGCAGACCGAGGGAGAUAGUUCAGAAUCAUCAAGUGAUUGAUGCAGUAGGCUGAGCAUUGCUUCUACUGUACGUAGAAAGAAUAUAACCGCCGCAAUGCGGUCAGGAUGUACGAUUACAGACAGGCAUACAUAACCAAGGUCAUGGUGUUAUCAUGGUGGGUUUUUGCGGGGCGAACACGACUUCAAGUGAACGAUGGACUAGUCAGGCUGCACUGCGUUCUGGAGAGAACUGAGGAAGCUUCAGACCUGAUCCGUCCGAACCCCGAUGGGUCGCUCCGCUCCAACGAAC